This is a messenger RNA of Malus domestica (apple), 4009 nucleotides long. The record is from RefSeq and is a predicted model, not a curated record. NCBI's taxonomy places the organism in Eukaryota, Viridiplantae, Streptophyta, Magnoliopsida, Rosales, Rosaceae.
GGUAACUUGUCAGAGGUGAAGUUUUCUUGUUUUGAAGGUGGAAAAAACAAACAAGCCAUUGUCAAAUUGGUAACUUGUCAGAGGAAUCGAUCAGGUGACGAUGAUGAUACUGAUUGUGAGGCGAGCAAAGCAAGGAGAAAAGAGGUUAUGGAUGUCGCUUCUUCUUUUUCAUCCGCUGCUGCUCCUGCUAAUGCUGAUGAUACCAAAAAGAACGAUGUGUUUAUUAGUUUCAGAGGUGAGGACACCCGCCGUACCUUUACCAGCCAUCUUCAAGUUGCCUUACUUGAGAAAAAAAUCAUAACCUACAUUGAUGACGAGCUUGAGAGAGGAGAUGAAAUUGCACCUGCCCUUCUCGAAGUAAUCGAGGAAUCAGAGCUUUCGGUGAUCAUUUUCUCGAAAGACUACGCUUCUUCCACUUGGUGUUUGGAUGAGCUUGUGCAUAUCCUAGAAUGCAAGGAAAAACAUGGCCAGUUGGUUAUACCCAUUUUUUACGACACCCUUCCAUCGGAUGUACGAAAACAACGGGGGAGUUAUGCGGUUGCAUUUGAUCUACUUGAACAACGUUUAGAGAACAAUAUCGACAACGUGCGCAAGUGGAGGGAUGCUUUGACGAAUGCAGCAGAUAUAUCUGGGUUUGAUUCGAAAAAUUAUGGGACGGAUGCCGACUUAGUUAAGGAAGUUGUAAGGGAUAUUUGGACCAAAUUGUGUCGCGAAUCAUCCUGCAAUUUAAAGGGCUAUGUUGGAAUUGAAGGCCGCAUCAAGAAGAUCGAAUCGCUGUUAAGCAUUCAUUCACCGGACGCUUGCAUCACUUUAGGUAUUUGGGGCAUGGGUGGUAUUGGCAAAACCACCCUUGCUGAAACUGUAUUUCACAAACUCUCUUCUAAAUUCGAAGCUUCUUGUUUUGUUAAGAAUGUUAGAGAGAACUCAGAAAAAGUAGAUGGACUAGAUCUCUUGGAAAAAACACUUCUUAAGGAGAUAUUAAGGGAAGGAUGUCUAUCCAUAGGAUCAGCUAGUGUUCGAAAAAGGCUCAGCCGGACAAAGGUCCUCAUUGUUCUUGAUGAUGUGAGUAGUUCAAUGCAAAUGGAACGUUUAGCUGGCGAUCGUCUUCGGUAUGGCACUGGAAGUAGAAUUAUUAUAACAAGUAGAGAUAGGGCCACACUUAGGCAAACUGUUGAAGAGGAUAAUAUCUACGAGGUUGAGGUAUUAAAACCGGAUGACGCUCUUCAGCUCUUCUGUUCGCGUGCUUUCAAGAAUAGCAGUACUCGUAGAAUAGAUUAUAAGGAGUUGGCAAAAAAGGCCUUGCAUUAUGCCGGAGGUGUUCCUUUAGCUCUUACAGUUAUGGGGUCCUUGUUCUUCAAUUGCAAAACCAAAGAAGACUGGGAAGACGAAUUCAACAAAUUGAAACUAUUUUUCAGUGGAGAUAUCCAGAAAGUGUUGAGAAUAAGUUAUGAUAGAUUAGAAAAAAAUGAGAAGGAGAUAUUUCUGGAUAUAGCAUGUUUUUAUAAGGGGUGGGUUGUGCGUAAGGUAAAACGAAUGUUAGAUGUUCGCGGAUUCUUUGCGACAGGCGGAGUUAGAAUUCUCAUUGAUAUGUCUCUCAUAUCAAUUGGUUCGGAAUGGCAAACCAUAGAGAUGCAUGAUUCGCUACAAGAAAUGGGAAGGAGAAUUGUUCAAGAACAAUGUAUUAAAGAUCCCGGUAAAUGGAGUAGGUUGUUCAAUGAUGGGGAUGUCUAUCGUGUACUGAAGAGUAACACGGAAACUCCAAAUGUUGAAGCCAUAUUUGCUAAUUGUUUUGAGAUUCAAAAGCGACCAUUGGAACGUGCAGACUUCAAAAAGAUGUCUAACCUAAUAAUGCUAAUUGCGGUUGGUGGCUACCAAUUCCCCGCUUCUCUAGACCUUCCCGAUUCUCUUUGUUAUCUUUACUGGUUGAAAUAUCCACUGGAAUCUUUGCCGUCAAAUUUUUGUCCGCAAAAUCUAGUUGAGCUUCAUAUGCGAUUUAGCAAAGUUGUGAAGCUUUGGAAAGAAGACGAGAUACUUGUCAACUUACAAGUUAUCGAUCUGUCGUACUCUCAGUAUCUAACUGAAGUUCCAAAUCUCUCUGGGAGUCUGAAAAUUGUGAAGAUAGUUCUUUGUGGCUGUUCUAGUUUGGUUGAAGUUCCAUCAUAUUUUCAACAUCUUGACAAGCUUACUCAUCUUGAUCUUGGAAGCUGCUACAGUCUCAAGUAUCUUCUAGAGGUGCCAGGAAAUAUUCAAUAUUUGGAUUUACAAUACAGUGGUAUAAAGGAGUUGCCCAAAUCAGUUUGGUCUAACGAAAAUAUUUCUUACUUGAAUAUAAGUAAUUGCAAAGACCUUGAGAAACUUCCAAGCAACAGAUGUAAGCUGAAAGUCUCUGGUAGUUUUAAUCUAGGUGGCUGCACGUCUCUUGCCGAGUUUUUUGAGCUUCCCCAGGAUAUAAGUAAACUAUCAUUGGUUUAUUGCAAAAGACUUGUGAGUCUACCAACCAACAUUUGUAAGCUGAAACAUCUCAAGGAACUCGAUCUCUCUUGGUGCUCUGAACUUGAAAACUUCCUAGAGAUCUUGGAUCCAAUGGAACAUUUGGUGUCUCUUAGUUUGCAAGGGACAGCUGUCGAAAUGCUUCCUUCGUCUAUUGAAAAUCUAAUUAGGCUUGAAAUUUUAGACCUUAGUGGCUGCAAGCACCUUAAGGAUGUCCCUAAUGUUCUCGUUUGCUCAACCUCAUUGCAAGAAUUAAAUCUGAGUGGAACCAAGGUUAGGAGCAUACCAGCAAGCAUCAAACAAGCUUCUCAUUUGUCUAUACUCAACUUAGUUGGCUGCAAGCGGCUUCAAUCUUUACCAGAGCUCCCAGUGCUGUGUAAUGUUGAAGCUCAAGGCUGCAUGUUGCUGAAGACAGUGUCAAGUUCAAGGACAACACUCACACAAGGUUGGGUUAAACAUUAUCAUUUUUCCAGAGAUUUUACUAAUUGCCCAAAAUUGGAUAAUAAUGCAAGGAGCAACAUAAUGGAAGAAGCACAUAUUAGAAUUAUGCGAGAGGCAACUAGUGCUCCAUCAAAGGACACUCCUUGGCCUCAAAUUAAUGUUGUAUGUCCGGGAAAAGAAAUUUCAAAUUGGUUCAGCUAUCAAAGUGAGGGAUCUUCAGUGAACAUCAAGCUUCGUCCAGAUUGGUUUCAAACAGGUUUAUUUGGUUUUGCUCUGUCUGCGGUUGUUUCUGGGGUUUCAAAGCAGCAUUGUUCCUUGACUGUAAAUGCUAAUUUCAUUGGCAAAUUCAAGGGUGAAAGCCAUAAACUGUUCACUUCUGAAAUCUAUAUCAAAAGCAGCGGCUGGAACUACUGUUACGACCAACAUCACGUGUAUGUGUGGAAUGAGGCCUUUAGAAGUGAAGAGGAGGAAGAAGAAUGCUCCCCUGAUAGUGAAGAGGAAGAAGAAUGCUCCCCUGAUGUUGAGGCCUCUGUCGACUUCUGCUUGGAGGAUGAAGACGACCAACCCAUUUCCGAUAUGAAGGUGGAAAGUUGUGGUAUAUGCCUGUUUUAUGCCGAAGAUGCUAAGAAAUUCAAAUUUGAUCAUGUCUUCAUGUUGAGGGAACCAAAAGUAGAAGAAGAAACAAGACAAGAUGACGAUUCAAAAGGUGGUCAAUUCCCUCAAAUAGAAGAAGAAACAAGAGAAGAUGACAAUUCAAAAGGUCGUCAAUCAAGAGAUGAGCCUGAAGCCAGUGGAUCAAGUGAUGAGUCUGAAGCAAAUGAAAGUGAUGAACAUGGGUCUGAAGCCAGUGGAACUUAUUAUGAUUCGGACUUUUAAUCCAACAAUCCUAAGCAUCAUCAUCCAAUAGAAUUAGGAAAAACUUAAUGAGAAAUUUGUACUUUGAGAGCUCACUUGUCUGUCCAAGAAAUAAGACAACAAAUAGGCAAGGCUUUUAUUAUUUUGGUAUCAUUAAAGCGCAAGUUAUGGACAAGUGUGUGAUAUCCUAUUUGUUAUCAUUAAAACUUGAUUUGCAAGUCCA